AGAGCAGAAGCCGGGCGCCGACGGGCUGAGCGCGGCGCCGGCCGGGAUGCGUGCCCUCUUGCAGCCCCCGCUCCUGUCCCUGGGCGCAGUGCAGCCCCAUGGCAGGUAGCGGCGGCCCGGGCGGCGGGGCUGGGGGCAGCCAGGGCGCGGGGGGCGGGCCCGGGACGGCGCUUCGGGCGCCGCGUGCGCCUCUGCUGCUCGCCGCGCUGGUGCUCGGCGCCUACUGUCUCUGUGCCUAUCCCGGACGCUGCCCGCCGGCCGCACGUGUCCCCGCGCCGGCCCCCGCCCCCACAGAGACGCCCCGCGCCGCCGGCAACCCCGGGGCGCCAGCUCUGCCGGUGGCCAGCGGCCCAGGCCGCCGGCGCUUCCCGCAGGCGCUCAUCGUGGGAGUGAAGAAGGGCGGCACGCGUGCCCUGCUGGAGUUCUUGCGGCUGCACCCCGACGUACGCGCGCUUGGCUCGGAGCCCCACUUCUUCGACAGGUGCUACGAGCGCGGCCUCGCUUGGUACCGGAGCCUGAUGCCACGCACCCUGGACGGGCAGAUCACCAUGGAGAAGACCCCUAGCUACUUCGUGACUCGGGAGGCCCCCCGCCGCAUCCGUGGCAUGUCCCCGGACACGAAGCUGAUCGUGGUGGUGCGGAACCCCGUGACUCGGGCCAUCUCUGACUACGCCCAGACGCUCUCCAAGACGCCGGGCCUGCCCAGCUUUCACGCCCUGGCCUUCCGCCGCGGCCUGGGCCCCGUGGACACGGCCUGGAGCGCCGUACGCAUUGGCCUCUACGCCCAGCAUCUGGACAACUGGCUGCGCUACUUCCCCCUGUCGCACUUCCUGUUUGUCAGCGGCGAGCGCCUGGUCAGCGACCCUGCCGGAGAGGUGGGCCGCGUGCAGGACUUCCUGGGCCUCAAACGGGUCGUCACGGACAAGCACUUCUACUUCAAUGCCACCAAGGGCUUCCCCUGCCUCAAGAAAGCCCAGGGGAGCAGCCGCCCCCGCUGCCUGGGCAAAUCCAAGGGCCGGCCCCACCCCCGAGUGCCCGAGGCUGUGGUCCAGCGCCUGCGGGACUUCUACCGGCCCUUCAACCGCAAGUUCUACCAGAUGACAGGCCAGGACUUUGGCUGGGACUGACAAGGCCUGGCCCGCCCAUGCCCUGCUUGGGGACUCGGGUAAAACCUUAAUUUAUGCCUGUCACCUGGCCAGGGUGGGCCGUGUACAUAUACUGGGUAGAGAGGAGUAUUUACAAAAUAAAGUUU
This is a messenger RNA of Camelus dromedarius (Arabian camel), 1252 nucleotides long. It is a transcript of the gene HS3ST6, whose product is annotated as heparan sulfate-glucosamine 3-sulfotransferase 6. The record is from RefSeq and is a predicted model, not a curated record. The transcript has 2 exons. Gene Ontology annotation, molecular function: sulfotransferase activity. The coding region runs from base 99 to 1127 and encodes 342 amino acids. NCBI's taxonomy places the organism in Eukaryota, Metazoa, Chordata, Mammalia, Artiodactyla, Camelidae.